AGGUCACUGCGAGGUAUGCGGAAGAAGAAUAUGCAGCACUCUAUUGAGUGGGGAGACACAGCCCAGAAGAUGGAAGAGCCCCGUCGAGCCACCUUCAGCAGAGAGACCGGACGGAAGCCACCACCCAGUAAUCAACAGGCUACAACUCGGUAAUGUCUUAUGUUGGGAUUCCCUGUCACGGCCGGGAGGACGACAGCGCGAAACACAGCGACGGGCGGACAUGGAAUGUGCUGGCUGUGCUGAAAAUCAUCACGGGGGGGGGUCGCCAGGAGAGGUUUCCAAAAGCAGAGCGAAGGCAGAGGCGGGCCUCAGUGGUGACGCCGUGUGUGUUAUAUAGCGUGGAUGAAUGGCAAAAUGCAACAAACACCACCACCAACACCAACACGGCGAGGAGGACGAAGACGAGGGCGAGGAGGAGGGCGAGGGCCAAGACGAGGACAAGGACAAGGACAAGGGCCUCUGUUACUACUGCUCGUGGUAAGACGUCCAGUAGAGCACACGAACACGCCGCGCAUGCUCGUCUUCCAUCGUACCUGGCGGGCGGAGCUUCAAGUUGGACGGCGAGGUGCUUUGGGAAGACAGACAAAAGAAGACCGAGGCAAUCUGGCAGCAACCCAGCAGCAAUCUAUCCGGGCCGCCUCCAAAUUCGCUGCGUCGGACAUGGCGAGUGCUGGCUGGCUCAGAUCUCCCUCACCCAUGAGUGGAUGGAUGGAUAUUGAAAGGGCAAAAGGUGGACGUCAAGGUAUCCGUCCGUAUUGCGAGAGUGGACUUUCCCCAUCGGAUCCGGCGCCCGCCCCUGCAAGCCUCAGCAAGCCUAAACUGGCGCUAGUUCAAGCCAUUGAAACCCCGCCCGAUUGGUUCGUCUACCAAGACAACAAGCGUGCCCAACUGUACAAAAAACCUCGCCGUGCCCGUGCUGGUCCCAGCCAAAACGGCGCGCCGCCUGAGGGCCGCUAGUCCUUUUUCUGUCGCGUCGUCGGACCGUUGAAGACCGUC
Lasiosphaeria miniovina is the source of this 996-nucleotide messenger RNA. RefSeq lists its product as uncharacterized. Bases 343 to 957 code for a protein of 204 amino acids. Lineage: Eukaryota; Fungi; Ascomycota; Sordariomycetes; Sordariales; Lasiosphaeriaceae. The record is from RefSeq and is a predicted model, not a curated record. The transcript has a single exon.